CAGCUAGUGAUCAUCAGUAGGUAGUAGCAUCAAUCGAUCGAUCGAUCAGUGUUGCUCUGAAGAGAGGAAGAAGAAGAUGAAGAAGUCGCCGUGGUUGGUGGUGUUUGCAUGGGUGGUGGUGGUGGCGGCCGCCGCCGUGGUCGGGGCGUCGCCGGCGGGGAAGCUGAAGGUGGGGUUCUACCAGCACAGCUGCCCGCAGGCGGAGGAGAUCGUCCGCAACGCCGUCCGCCGCGCCGUCGCCCGGGACGCCGGCCUCGCCGCCGGCCUCAUCCGCAUGCAUUUCCACGACUGCUUCGUCAGGGGGUGUGACGGCUCGAUCCUGAUCAACUCGACGCCGGGAAACAAGGCGGAGAAGGAUUCGGUGGCGAACAACCCUAGCAUGCGUGGCUUCGACGUCGUGGACGACGCCAAGGCCGUUGUCGAGGCGCACUGCCCGCGCACCGUCUCCUGCGCCGACGUCCUGGCCUUCGCCGCGCGCGACGCCGCCUACCUCGCCGGCGGCAUCGAGUACCCGGUCCCCUCGGGCCGCCGGGACGGCCGCGUCUCCCUCUCCGACGAGGUGCUCGUCAACAACGUCCCCGGCCCGACCUUCAACGUCAGCGACCUCAUCGAGAGCUUCGCGCGCAAGGGCCUCACCGCCGACGACAUGGUCACCCUCUCCGGUGCCCACACCAUCGGCCGCUCCCACUGCUCCUCCUUCACGCAGCGCCUCUACAACUUCAGCGGCGAGGCCGGCAGGACGGACCCGGCCAUCGACCCGGCCUACGCCGAGCAGCUCAAGUACCGCUGCCCGCCGGCGACCGACGACCAGAACGACCCCACCACCGUGCCGCUCGACCCGGUGACGCCGACCGCGUUCGACAACCAGUACUACAAGAACGUGCUGGCGCACAAGGUGGUGCUCCACUCCGACCAGACGCUGCUCGACAACCCCUGGACGGCCGGCCUCGUCAAGUUCCACUCCGCCGUCGACAAGGUCUUCAAGGUCAAGUUCGCCGCCGCCAUGGUCAAGAUGGGCAACGUCGAGGUGCUCACCGGCGACGAGGGAGAGAUUAGGGAGAAGUGCUUCGCGGUCAACAAACCCUACUAGUAGUCAACUCCAUUUAAGCUCAUAGUACUAUAGUUAGUUCUUCUCUACACAACACAUCUGGUUUAUACUUAUGUCAUAUACUCCAAUUGGUUAGUACCACGUAGUUAAUUGAAAUUAAAUUUCGUGUGUCAAGAUGUGAUUAAGAAAUAUUUAUAUAGGCAAAAUUUGCUACAAGACAUAAAAAAACACGUAAUUAGCCGGUGGACAUCGUAAGAUUAUGAAUUUGCUGCAAGGCAAGUGUGGUAAUUAGCUAUAGGGCACUUCAGCCGAUUUUUUAUUAU
This is a messenger RNA of Oryza brachyantha (malo sina), 1371 nucleotides long. RefSeq names its product peroxidase 5-like. Lineage: Eukaryota; Viridiplantae; Streptophyta; Magnoliopsida; Poales; Poaceae. The transcript is spliced from 2 exons. Gene Ontology annotation, molecular function: peroxidase activity; heme binding. Gene Ontology annotation, biological process: hydrogen peroxide catabolic process; response to oxidative stress. The coding region runs from base 77 to 1090 and encodes 337 amino acids. Gene Ontology annotation, cellular component: plant-type cell wall; plasmodesma. The record is from RefSeq and is a predicted model, not a curated record.